GUCCGACUAGUUCAACCGACCGGUCCGAUCCAAUUUUAAAAACCUUGGAGCCAACAAUUGGUAUUAGAGCAAAGGUUCCAAUUUGAAGGUUUAACCACCUAGAAGUUGAUCGAUGAUGGCUCAAUUUCAAGCUUCUCUACCACUUGCAGAUUUGUCUACCACUAAGCCUCCUUUCUUUGAUGACAUUAAUUAUACUUAUUGGAAGAAUAGAAUGAAGGCCUACAUGCUUGCAAAUGAGCCCAAGGCAUGGGUUGUGACUUUAAAAGGUCCAUAUGUGCCUAUGAAAGUUGUUGGAGAAAGUGAGGUGCCAAAGGAAAAAGUUGAAUGGAAUGAUGAAGACUUGGGGAAGAUCAUGAUCAACAACAAAGCAAUCAACAUGCUUCAAUGUGCUCUCAAUCCAACAGAAUUCCACAGAAUGAAACCAGAGGAGAGCAUUCAAGAUAUGUAUACAAGAUUGAAUGAUAUAGUCACCAAUCUCAAGGCUCUUAGUAAAGUCUAUCCUUCUCAAGAAGUGGUGAGGAAGGUUCUUAAAAGCUUGCUUAAGAAUUGGGAAGCCAAGAAGACUGCAAUUGAAGAGUCUAAGGAUCUCAACACUCUCAAGCUUGAAGAUCUCAUUGGAAAAUUGAUGACAUAUGAGAUAGAAGUUCAAGUUGAUGGUGGAGUUGGAGUAGUUGAGAAGAAGAAGAAGGAUGUUGCAUUCAAGGCUAGCAACCAAAAGGAAAAGAGUUAAGAUGAUGCUAGUGAUGGUGAAAACAUCUCUGCCUUGAUCUCUAAAGAAGUGAGGAGAUUCAUGAAGAAGAACAUCAAAAGCAAGCUUGCAAAAAGGGAUGAAGGAGAGCCUACCAAAAAGAGUGUGAAAUGCUAUGAGUGCAACAAGAUGGGGCACUAUAGAAAUGAAUGUCUCAAAUUGAA
Molecule: messenger RNA, 912 nt
Organism: Rubroshorea leprosula
Lineage: Eukaryota; Viridiplantae; Streptophyta; Magnoliopsida; Malvales; Dipterocarpaceae
Source: the annotation of a GenBank genome assembly